Cyprinus carpio (common carp) is the source of this 2541-nucleotide messenger RNA. RefSeq lists its product as uncharacterized. NCBI's taxonomy places the organism in Eukaryota, Metazoa, Chordata, Actinopteri, Cypriniformes, Cyprinidae. The record is from RefSeq and is a predicted model, not a curated record.
GGGCUUGUAUUUUGGUCUGACGGUGUGGCGUCAUAAGGGUGCGCCGCGCUCCGGUGUCCGUGAUUCGGCUGAAGAAAGAUGCUCGAGCCGGUCUGUCUGUCUGUGUGGCGUCACACGGACGCGCGCCGCUGAUUGACGCGCGCGUGUUUUACCUCAGACCCGUGUUUCACCUCAGACCCGUGUUUCCACGCUGGAGGAGAAUGGCCCCAAAGCGACUGUGGUGCGCGGUUGUUGGGUGUAAUAACGAAACGAGCAGUCGUCACUUAGUCCCGACCUCCGAGCCGCUGAAGACGCAGUGGCUGAAUUUCGUUUUUAAAGGGAACGUGCCCCCGGACCUGCCUAAAUGCGUUCAUGUUUGCGCGAAUCAUUUCUCACCAGACUGCUUUGUAAACGAGGGUCAGUAUAAAGCAGGCUUUGCUAAGAAGCUGCUCCUGAGAAAUGGAUCGGUGCCAACUAUUCGUGUUCCUGCUGCACCUCCAGAAGAAUCAAGCACAUCUGAAGAGUUGUCCAAGGUGCAACAUGUGGCCUGCCAGAUGGACGCACCACAAUGUGGCUCCCAGCUGUCAAUAAAAACUCUAUAUCCGCUCUACAGAAGCACAGGCACACAGACAACUAUGUUAUGCCCAGAUAUUGGUGUUGGCUCCUCAAAUCCACUGCGAUUGUCAACACCAAUAAAGAGGCCAAAUAAGAGAUCUCGCUCGGAGCUAGAGGAGGACCCUUCUGGAGCCAGCUCAAGUAUGAAUGUGGAAGAGCCUAUGGAUCCGGCUGACUCUGUCACAGCUUCCACUGAGCCAACCGAUGUGACAACUGAAUCUUCAAAGCCGGCUCAUAAGACAGCAGCGUACAUCGUUUAUGAAAACUGCCUGCUGCAGCUCUUUGAGCAGUGCCCUGUGUGUCAAGGUGUUGCCAGUGUGCGGAGAAAAAGGGUUGGCACAUUCCUCGCUGUGGAGCAACGCUGCCCGCACUGUGACUUCUUCAGGAAAUGGAAUAGUCAGCCAGUUGUAGGAAGCACUCCUGCAGGGAACCUCCAGCUUUCUGUUGCAGUGUAUGCCACUGGUGCCUCUUUCUUCAAACUCGAAAAGUUAUUCCGGGCGAUGCAACUGAAAAUGAUCCACUACGGCACCUUUCGAAGUCAUGCCCGGAGGUUCAUAGAGCCUGCGAUUGUACAUAGCUGGAAGACAGCACAGGAUGGCAUGUUGCAGCAGCUCAGACAGAAGCAGAACAUUGUCCUUGGCGGUGACUUUAGGGCAUAUUCACCAGCCAAGUUUGGCAGUUACUCUGUGAUGGACCUAAGGACCAGCACUAUUAUUGAUCUGCAGCUAGUUCAGAGUAAUGAAGUUGGAGGGAGCAAUAACAUGGAGAAAGAGGGUCUGAGGAGGAGCCUUGAUCUCUUGAGGGCACACUGUGUGACUUUUGACAGCAUUGUUACAGACCGGCACCCUCAAAUACAAAAAUACCUGCGGGAGGCCAACAUCACACAGUAUAACGAUGUAUGGCACAUAGAAAAAGGAGUGUCCAAGAAACUGCUGAGGAUUGCUCAGAGCAAAGACAGUGAAAAACUGCAGAAGUGGCUUCGCAGUAUAAAAAACCACAUAUAUUGGACAGCGACGACUUCUUCCUCGGGGCAAGAGCGAGUCGCAAAGUGGACUUCAAUUCUUAAUCAUGUCCAAGACAUGCACACACAUGAAGAUCCUGUAUUCCCACGGUGUUUGCAUCCACAACGCACUUCAAGGGACAAGAGCAAGUGGUUGAGAGCUGGGACACCUGCCUUCUGUCGAUUAGAGAAGGUCCUCACAAACAAGAGGAUUCUGAAGGACGUUGAGAAGCUGAGCCCUCACCAUCAGACCUCAUCACUGGAGGCGUUCCGCAGCGUAAUUCUGCACUUUGUGCCAAAGAAUGUUGUCUUUUCUUUUCUUGGAAUGUUAUGCAGACUCUACCUGGCAGCCCUACAUUUUAAUGAGAAUGCUGGGCGUCCCCAGGCCACAACAGCAGCUGGGGAGCCACUAUUUAAGGUGGUUUUUCCAAAAUGCAAGAAAGGACAAUGCUCUGCAAAGCCAGUGAAAGCAGAUCCAACCUUCCACUACAUGGAUAACCUGUUGGACCUUAUCUUUGAGAAAGUUGUUGUGGACCCAACCCCAUAUAUGGACAAUAUCCUUAAGAUCUCCAAACCUGAGAAUCUUACAUCCCAGUUUGAGAAACCAGACAAACUGGAAGUGAUAGCCAGCUAUGUGUCUAGGUUCAAUCAAGGGCAGGUCUGAACCCCACAUACCUUCCCUGAGCAUCAGGGAACUCAUCAGGGUCACACCACCCUGAUUCUCCAUCCCAGAAAGCCCCAACACUGGCUGACGAAGCUUCUGUUGGACAAAAACCUGUAACAGCUGAGACAAAUAAACAAUUAUUUUUUGGGAAAAGUAAUCUAGUCUAAUCAUUACUUUAUUCUUUUCUUUUUUUUUUUUAUUUGCAACUUGAUGUUUGUCUUUAGACGAUCAGUUUUGCUGUUCUGUGGAAUAACUGAUUAAAAACCUCUGUGGUAUUCAGUAA